CUCGCCCUCGUCCUGCUGGCUUCAGCGGCGGUGCUGCCUGGCGCUCAGGCGGCGCCCUUUCAAGAAGUUCAAGAAGUUUGGCGGCGGCGGCCUCGGCCACGGCGGCGGCGGCUUCGGCCAGCACGUGCUGAUUCCUACCCCGAUCUUCGUCCAGCCCACCUACGGCUCUGGCUACGGCCUCGGCGGUGGCUAUAGCGGUGGUCAUGGAGGUUUCGGAGGCGGAUUCGGAAGCGGCGGAUACGGCGGAGGACUUGGACACGGUGCAGGAUUCGGACACAGCGGAGGACUCGGUGGAGGAUUCGGACACAGUGGAGGAUUCGGUGGAGGAUUCGGACACAGCGGAGGACUCGGCGGAGGAUUCGGACACAGCGGAGGAUUCGGCGGAAGAUACGGUUCCUAUGGACGGUAAAAGCCGAUUGGAAGUGAAGAUUGAGUGCGUAAUGCAUCUAAUUUAGUUCUAGAUUUUUAUAUUUUUGUAUUAUGUCAUCAUCUUACAUGGUGUAAGAAGGAAAAUACUUCUUUUCGGUAAAAUAAAUUCUAAAAAUGAAAGUAUAA
Messenger RNA from Penaeus chinensis, 555 nucleotides. Its product is annotated as germ cell nuclear acidic protein-like. Lineage: Eukaryota; Metazoa; Arthropoda; Malacostraca; Decapoda; Penaeidae. The transcript has a single exon. The coding region runs from base 204 to 455 and encodes 83 amino acids. The record is from RefSeq and is a predicted model, not a curated record.